This is a messenger RNA of Agelaius phoeniceus (red-winged blackbird), 1229 nucleotides long. It is a transcript of the gene TPM4, whose product is annotated as tropomyosin 4. NCBI's taxonomy places the organism in Eukaryota, Metazoa, Chordata, Aves, Passeriformes, Icteridae. The record is from RefSeq and is a predicted model, not a curated record.
UGUCCAAGCUGUUAAAAAUCUAAAAUUUUAAUCGUAAGAUUCUAUUAGUUGCCUGACAGAUCCAGCCUGUCCUUGAGCAAAAAUGGAAGCCAUCAAGAAAAAGAUGCAGAUGUUGAAGUUAGACAAGGAGAAUGCCAUCGACAGAGCAGAGCAGGCUGAGACGGAUAAGAAGGCAGCUGAGGACAAAUGCAAGCAGGUAGAGGAUGAGCUGGUCGCUCUGCAGAAGAAGCUGAAAGGAACUGAAGAUGAACUGGAUAAAUACUCAGAGGCUCUUAAAGAUGCCCAGGAAAAACUGGAGCAGGCUGAGAAGAAGGCCACUGAUGCCGAGGGUGAGGUGGCAGCUCUGAACAGACGCAUCCAGCUCGUGGAAGAGGAGUUGGAUCGAGCCCAGGAACGACUGGCCACAGCCCUGCAGAAACUGGAGGAGGCUGAGAAGGCAGCAGAUGAGAGCGAGAGAGGAAUGAAGGUUAUUGAGAACAGAGCAAUGAAAGAUGAAGAGAAAAUGGAAAUUCAGGAAAUGCAGUUGAAGGAGGCCAAGCACAUUGCUGAAGAAGCCGACCGCAAGUAUGAGGAGGUUGCCCGUAAACUGGUUAUUUUGGAGGGUGAACUGGAAAGAGCUGAGGAGCGUGCAGAGGUGUCUGAAGUGAAGUGUAGUGACCUCGAAGAGGAGCUAAAGAAUGUCACAAACAACCUGAAAUCUUUGGAAGCUCAAUCUGAAAAGUACUCGGAAAAAGAAGAUAAAUACGAAGAAGAAAUCAAGAUUCUCUCUGACAAGCUGAAAGAAGCUGAAACUCGUGCAGAAUUUGCAGAGAGAACUGUUGCCAAACUGGAAAAGUCUAUUGAUGACCUGGAAGAAAAACUCGCUCAAGCCAAAGAGGAGAACCUGGGCUUGCACCAGACACUGGACCAGACACUAAAUGAACUGAACUGUAUAUGAGGGGUGCAGAGCUGACAGCAGCCACAGGAGCCGCCCUGGCCCUGCCCCGCUCCUCUCCUUUCUCUCUCUGUAUCCUGGAAAAGCCAAUUAAGUUAUGACCGGCACGGCCGCCCCGUGGCUCCGGGCAUCCCUGGGGCCGGGGAGCCCCGCGGGGCCGGGCCGGGCCGGGCGUGUCCGUGCCCGGGCUGUUCUCACGGUUCCUUGCCCCUCCCCUGUACACCCCGGUAGAAGCUGCACCCGAGCGGCGGCGCCGCCUCCGCUGCCGUUUCUUAUUAAAGGAUUUCUCACAGUA